AUGGGCAGCUACCUGAGCACACCCAAGCCCGCGACACAACCCCUCACUCAAGGGCGCCCGAACCCGUGGUCCAGGCCUUCCCAGGCGGAGGACGGUGGGCCCCGCAUCCGCUUCAGACCCCUCCCACGGAUGCCGCCCAACUGGGACCCCUCACAGCCGCAGAGGGUGGUCACUGAGGCAUGGAGGCGCUUUCCUGCCAAGCCGCCUCCUGAGACAGUCCUGGGGCCAGAUCUCUCCAGCGCCUGGGAGAGUUACAUGAAGCGGUGCCUUUGGAGUGCCCGUCACCCAAGACGGAUCUGGAGCCCUGUGACGAUCAGGAUCGCGCCCCCUGAACACAGAGGGAGCCCCUGGGUGUCCCGGGCACAGGCUCCCAGUGCCUGCCCUGCAGGGCAUCCACCUGCAGAGGAGCGCCCAGACCCCUGUGCCAAGGAGACCGUGCUGAGGGCUCUCAGCCAGUGCCAGAAGGGGAACAGGAAGUUUAAUGGGCCCCUCUGGUUUGAGAUCCCAGAGAGCAGGAGCAGGAGGCAGAAGCCGGAGCCCAGGCCAUCUGCCUUCAAGCCCCUGAUCAGAAAUGGUGUGGUCCCUUCCUUCGUGCCAAGACCAGGGCCUCUGAGCAGAAGCCUUCACUCCUGGAGCGACAACGUCUGCAGGGAAGUUGCUGACCUCCAGCCUGAUGGCCAGCCUUCACUGUCUGCUGCCCACCCCACUGCAGGGGCGGUGUCUGCCCAGGGCCCAGAUCCUCUGCUGCAGAGCUGGGAGAAGAUGCAACGCUCCUGGGGCCUCCCACCCUCCUCCAGUGCAUAA
Messenger RNA from Enhydra lutris kenyoni (northern sea otter), 804 nucleotides. Its product is annotated as POM121 transmembrane nucleoporin like 12. Lineage: Eukaryota; Metazoa; Chordata; Mammalia; Carnivora; Mustelidae. The record is from RefSeq and is a predicted model, not a curated record. Bases 1 to 804 code for a protein of 267 amino acids. The transcript has a single exon.